CUCCCACCCCCCAACCCCCCUUCUCGCUCACACACGUUCGGCAGUUCACAUUCCCGAUACCUUUACCUCCUUAUAAGUUCUCCCUAUUUCUUAUCAGAACGAACUAACCAUCGGAUAUCAUGGCCUCUGGCGUAACAGUUAACGAUGAAGUCAUCAAGGUGUUUAACGACAUGAAGGUGAGGAAAUCGUCCAGCUCAGAAGAUGUCAAGAAGCGCAAGAAGGCUGUGCUCUUCUGCCUGAGCGAUGACAAGAAAAAGAUCAUUGUGGAGGAGGGCAAGCAGAUCCUUGUAGGAGAUAUCGGAGAGACUGUUGAAGACCCUUAUGCCUGCUUCGUCAAGCUGUUACCGCUCAAUGACUGCAGAUACGGCCUGUACGACGCCACCUAUGAAACAAAAGAGUCCAAGAAAGAAGACCUAGUAUUUAUAUUUUGGGCACCUGAGGGUGCUCCGUUAAAAAGCAAGAUGAUCUACGCCAGCUCCAAAGAUGCCAUUAAAAAGAAGUUUACAGGUAUAAAACACGAAUGGCAAGUGAACGGACUUGAUGACAUUCAGGAUCGUGCGACCCUGGCAGACAAGUUGGGAGGCAACGUGGUGGUGACACUGGAGGGGUUGCCGUUGUAAACUGACAACACGUGCCAUAUGGAUUCCAGACGCUUUCAUCUUAGCAGCUGUGUCUAUAUCAUUUGAUCCUAAAGGAAUAGCUCCUAGGCUUUUUUUUGUGUCUGUUUGUUAAAUUUUUCCACAUGAAGAUCUCAUUAACAUAUGCAAAACCCUACCAGUAAAUUGCCAGCAGACGUUUUCAAAAUCCUGGUAGAAUUGUGACCUUCAAGGAAUGUUAUGUAACAUCGAGUGUUCUGCCAAAGCCAGUUCAAACAGCACCACUACCUGAGAAGGUACACACACUCCCACCACACAAGCUCUAAGAAGUAGCCACUGUUUGUAUUUUCCACCACAUCGACAGUGCUGACUUAGCGUUCACUAGUGUAGGAAAUUGGAACGCUUUCUAUAAUGCCUUGACAAUCUCCCACUGUCCAGGUGCUGCCUAAUAGUACUUUGCACUCAUUUUUUCAUAUGACUUAUUUAUUAUUUGAACUGUUCUAUCUUUAUCGGAUAUGCUACUCAACAUGGCAAAAACACGUUCUAGACUAUGCAUAAAAAGCACUUUUUUUGUUUAUACAAUACAAGUUGAGACAAAAAGGUCAGAGAAUAACUAAGUAUAAAGUUUAUAUAUUUUAUGCCACCGAGAUAGACUUUACCUCAGUCUUCAUUCCUGCUAUGCAGAUUAACUAGAAAAGAAGAGUAUGGACCUGUUCAGUCGCCGCCUUACUUUCAGUUGAAUGUACAGUUACGCCACGCAGUAGAGAGAAGGGGGGUGGUUCUUGCAGUUAUUUUAUAAACGCAAAAUAAUAAAAAGUGAAUUCAAGAAAGGAUCAGAAAAGUUGACAAUAUAUACGAGCAUUUGGAGCCUUAAUUUAAAUAUUGUUUUUGAGAUCGCAGAGGUUGCCACUUUUCAAUAAAACCUUGUGGCAGAUCAGUAAA
Hypomesus transpacificus is the source of this 1538-nucleotide messenger RNA. RefSeq names its product cofilin 2 (muscle) (gene cfl2). Gene Ontology annotation, cellular component: actin cytoskeleton; cytoplasm; actin cortical patch. The transcript has 4 exons. Gene Ontology annotation, molecular function: actin filament binding. Bases 120 to 620 code for a protein of 166 amino acids. Lineage: Eukaryota; Metazoa; Chordata; Actinopteri; Osmeriformes; Osmeridae. Gene Ontology annotation, biological process: actin filament fragmentation; actin filament severing; cell motility. The record is from RefSeq and is a predicted model, not a curated record.